CCUGCCGGAAUAUGGGUGGUAAAAACACAGCGUGCUCCAGCAGAGAAUCCACAUCAAAGCCGAAUAGCAGCGAUGGGAGCCGCUCAAGAUCAACAGUGAGAUUCUCCUUUAGACUGAGGUCCGAUAAAGAGAAGCAGCCGGAGUCGCAGAGGGAAAUCCAUACUCCCGUUGCCAUGGCACCGCACCCUGUGGUCCAGGCCAUAAUAGACCUGUCGGCUGGAGCCGUAGGUGGUGCAGCGUGUGUCUUCAGCGGUCAGCCGCUGGACACGGCAAAGGUGAAGAUGCAGACGUUCCCGGGGCUUUACCGCGGCUUCCUGCACUGCUUCCUGUCCAUCUACAGGCAGGUGGGGCUGAAGGGGCUCUACCAGGGCACCAGCCCCGCCCUCAUGGCCAACGUCGCUGAGAACUCCGUCCUCUUCAUGAGCUACGGCUUCUGCCAGGAGGUGGUGCGCUUCACCUGCAGCCUGGAGAAAGGGGCAGCCCUCAGUGAUAUGCAGAAGGCGUGUGCGGGUUCUGUGGCCUCUGUGUUCUCCUCUUUGGUUCUCUGCCCCACUGAGCUGGUGAAAUGCAGACUGCAGGCCAUGCACGAGAUGGCAGCGUCCGGCCGGAUCGCCACCGCCCAGAACUCUGUGUGGUCUGUUGUAAAGUCGAUCGCCCAGAAUGAGGGUCCUACAGGGUUUUUCCAGGGUCUGACCACCACCAUAGCCCGCGAAGUGCCCGGAUAUUUCUGCUUUUUCGGGGCGUACGAGCUCUGCCGCACGUUCUUCGCCGACCACCUGCGCUGCAGUAAAGAUGAUAUAGGCGUGGCCCCCAUUGUGUUUAGUGGUGGUUUAGGUGGUGCGUGUUUAUGGUUGGUGGUCUACCCGAUGGACUGUGUGAAGUCCAGGAUCCAGGUGAUGUCCAUGACGGGCAGACAGGCCGGCUUCUUCAAGACCUUCAUGCACAUCUUCAGGACGGAAGGCGUCAGAGCUCUGUAUUCCGGACUCACUCCCACUAUGAUCCGAACGUUCCCGGCUAACGGAGCGCUCUUCCUGGGAUACGAGGCCAGUCGUAAACUCAUGAUGUCACAGUUUGACAGUUAACGUUAAAUCCAGUGUUAAAUCCUUCGUUAAAUCCUACGUUGAAUCUCUCAUGUUAACUCCAGCUGCUGUUUCCUAUCUAGAGCCCCAAAGUAACUCCCUCUGUUUCACCUGUGCUGUGGAAAUCACUCCGUUCUACUUUCGGUUUUAUUUAUUAUUGUUUUAGACGUUUCUCCAGUGCGGUGACUGACCGCCUUGUUUCCGUUCUGCACACGAGUUCUGUUAAUACUCCAGCAUAUCAUCAGUUAGAUCAGUAUUAGUACGUUUAUUUAGCUUUGUUCUAAGCAGAACCAACCCAGGAUGUUCUAUGGUGCCAUUUUAACUCCAGUUGUGCUCUUUGCUGAGCACGUUCCACUCCACGCAUGUCUUAUGUUCAUCUCAGCGUAUUAAACUGUGUGAAACACUACAUUUCACUAACACUUUCCUUUACAGUCCCCUAUGUUCUAGAUAUUAACCAGGGAAGUAAGAAGUACUCCAGAGUACACUCUUAAAAAGAUGUUUCUGUAAGGUGAUGACAAUGGU
Messenger RNA from Colossoma macropomum (tambaqui), 1601 nucleotides. It is a transcript of the gene slc25a15b, whose product is annotated as solute carrier family 25 member 15b. Gene Ontology annotation, biological process: mitochondrial L-ornithine transmembrane transport. Gene Ontology annotation, molecular function: L-ornithine transmembrane transporter activity. The transcript is spliced from 7 exons. NCBI's taxonomy places the organism in Eukaryota, Metazoa, Chordata, Actinopteri, Characiformes, Serrasalmidae. The record is from RefSeq and is a predicted model, not a curated record. Bases 12 to 1082 code for a protein of 356 amino acids.